AGACAACGCGUUACCAUAGAUCAGAUAGAGAUUAUGUUUGUUUGAUGCGUUCGGUUUUUUUUUUAAUGGUGAGGCUGAUUCGAUUUGAUACCAAAUACUUUUGUUUCGAUACGGAGUAAGUAUCGCAAGAUUGAUUCGAUGCUAUAAAUCCUUGGUAUCGAAUCAAAAGUAUCGCGUACCUACUCGUAUUCAGUAGUAUCGGAAUAUCCCUAGGCAAGGCAGCAAAACAUAUGGUCUGUGACACACUGUUCUGUGAAAUUUUGUUUUUAAGUAGCCGACUGUCCUAUUGUACAUAAUGACGAUAAUUACGGAAGAUUUAUCGCAAGACCCACCUUCACCAUCCAACUAUAGGUACAUAAAAAAUUUUUCCAAGAGAAUGUUAAAAACUCAACUCUUUAUCGGGAAUUUUCAUGAAAAGCGUUUCGUGGAGUCUCUUGCAUGUUACAGGGACGUGGUGAGGAUAGAUCCAGAUGAAGAUAAAUUUAUUGAAAAUUUGGUAACUGUCAAAAGAAAAGUCAGGGAGCUUCCUUCGGGUAGUGUACCUUGGAUUGGUAUUACAGAGCCUGACACGAUCGGAGCACCUGUAGGAUAUAACUUGUGGGUGGAAUUACCGGUGGAAAUAUUUGGAAGGUAUUGGUUUAAAGUGAGCACUGUGGAAUUUCUAGAAAAAGAAAUACGACUUAAAUUGGAUAUAAUGAAACCCUUAAUACGCAACAAUGAACAGGACAGAUCGGGCAUUGGUUCUGAGGAAUUCAAUUUAUCUGCUGUAUUGAAUGGGAUAUUAAACGAGGUUCGAGUAAAUUUGAUGAAUUUCUGUCGAGAUCAUAUUACAUAUAAAAAUACAAAACAGACUUUGAUAUUUAUGUUUUUACUAAUCAGCACUAUUACAGUGGGUGGACUAAAGGUUGUAAAAUACUUGAUGGAAUAUCUAGUGAAUUUUAUGAGAGAAUUAUCAGGGCUCAUUAGGGCUUUAACACCAGUAAUAACAACUUGCAUGGACAUCAUCAAAGCUAUUGUUCUUGGAACAUUGGAAAUGAUUUUUUCAUUACUUUAUGAUAAACGUAAAACUCAAGCUACUCAGUAUAACGCAUACAUAAAUGUAGAUCCAAACAUGAUAAAAUUUAAUGAUGCGAGGGAAACUUAUGGUGAACAUCCGACAGGAAGAGCACUUCCAUAUGGAGAAAUCAGGGAUGGUUAUAGCCAAUAUCCUACAAGAAGGGCACUUCCAUACAGAAGGUCCAGGACUACAAUUACUCCCUGGAACUGACGCUGCUUGACAGUUUUUUGUUAAUUUCUAAUUUAAUUGAUUAGCUUAGAAUUGUGGUUUAUAAUAAAUUUAUAUAUUAUUAUUGAA
Cylas formicarius (sweet potato weevil) is the source of this 1354-nucleotide messenger RNA. RefSeq lists its product as uncharacterized. The transcript is spliced from 2 exons. The record is from RefSeq and is a predicted model, not a curated record. The coding region runs from base 296 to 1267 and encodes 323 amino acids. Lineage: Eukaryota; Metazoa; Arthropoda; Insecta; Coleoptera; Brentidae.